This is a messenger RNA of Trypanosoma conorhini, 657 nucleotides long. RefSeq names its product putative replication termination factor. NCBI's taxonomy places the organism in Eukaryota, Euglenozoa, Kinetoplastea, Trypanosomatida, Trypanosomatidae. Bases 1 to 657 code for a protein of 218 amino acids. The record is from RefSeq and is a predicted model, not a curated record. Gene Ontology annotation, biological process: mitotic DNA replication termination; site-specific DNA replication termination at RTS1 barrier. The transcript has a single exon. Gene Ontology annotation, cellular component: nucleus.
AUGGGAGGAGACGGUCAAGCACUUGCAAAUAAGCGUAGGCUUCUCGAAGACUCGAGGGUUUUCUUAACAGCCGACCAGCUGCGGAAGGUGGAGGGAAAGGCGCAGGGUGCGACACAGACCGAAAAGCAGCGGAGUGCGCAGCGAUGGACACACUGCGCCCUGUCGCUUGAGCCGUUGGAAUUUCCCGUUGUGUUUGAUCUCUGCGGCCGGUUGUACUCCAAGCGGGCCGUACUAGACGAGCUGCUAGGACAAAGGCAUCGACGUCCAACCAAGGAAAAAUCUGAGGGGGAGAAACCAGUAAUCGCGAGGCUUUCGGAUGUCUGCGAGAUUGCGGGCGUGGAGGACGGCGAGCGGCCGUGCAUCCAAUGCCCCUUGAGCGGAUUUGAGGCGUCGUCAGGGCUCCACAAGUUCGUUGGAUUUUGGGGCUGUGGACAUGUCGUGUGCACCGCUUCCUGCUCUGAGCCGGCCGUGAAGCAGAGUGGGGUGCGCGACGCCACCGGCAGCGCUGCGCCAACGUUUGUUGCAUGUCCGUUCUGUGGGGAGGAGAGCUUUCAGGUGCCGCUGAUACUCGACACGGAGGCCGAUGAAGUUGCUCAGUGGAAACGACUGCGUCCGCUGCAGCGCCUCGCCUGCAAACGUAGGCGAUCGAAAGGCUAA